Molecule: messenger RNA, 3067 nt
Organism: Oldenlandia corymbosa var. corymbosa
Lineage: Eukaryota; Viridiplantae; Streptophyta; Magnoliopsida; Gentianales; Rubiaceae
Source: the annotation of a GenBank genome assembly
AUAUCAGUCAGAUGCAAACAAAUCAGUUGGAGGCUUGGAGCUAAGUUUUGCUCAGUUCAAGAAGUCUUGGACUCGAGUUCAAAUGGAAGAUCCUAAAGAAUAUACCUUUUCUCAUCCUAACAAGACUCACCGUUUCAUUGCACCAAACCGGCUAAAGCCCCCUUUUGGAUAAGCCCCUCUUGCUAACCAACCUCCCUCCAAAAUGAAUACAGGCCAAAAAAUCUGUCCUGUAUAUAUAUAUAUACGUAAUCCAAUUCAAUUCAGUAAAUCUACCAACGCCCCUCUUCCUCCACCACUUCAAUUAAUAGCCGUUUUCCCUCAACAAGCACAACAACUCUGCCCUGAAAAUAGUAUAAACUGAUAUUUCUAAAACAUAAUCACAGUUCCAAAAAGAAGAAAUGACAUUUGCUAGCAAGCCCUCUUCUUCAAUACUACUCUCUCCUAUUGAGCAAGAAAAGCUCAUCGAAAAACUCCAGGUUUUCACCAUCCAAGGCAGAGAUAAACAUGGCCUUGCCCUGCUCCGGGUUGUCGGCAAAUUCUUCCCUGCGAGGCUGGUGAGUGUGGCGGCCUGUGUGAAGUUCUUGGAGGAAAAAAUCUUUCCAAAGCUGGGUGACAAGUCAUUUUCAGUGUUGUAUGUGCACACAGGAGUUGACAGAAACCAAAACUUUCCAGGCAUAUCAGCCUUAAGAUCAAUCUAUGAUGCGAUUCCAGCCAGGAUCAAAGAUAAUCUGCAGACUGUUUACUUCCUCCAUCCAGGACUCCAGUCCCGACUUUUCCUCGCCACAUUUGGCCGCCUCAUCUUCACUGGAGGAUUAUACCGGAAGGUGAAGUAUGUGAAUAGGCUGGACAUACUGUGGGACAACGUGAGGAGGAAAGAAGUGGACAUACCUGAGUUUGUGUACGAUGAAGAUCAGAAACUGGACCACAUCCCCGUGAUGAUUGAUUUUGGAAUGGAGAGUGAUCAUCCUAGAAUUUAUCAGCCUAAUUAUACAUCAUCGUCAUCAUCACCGUUUGACUCUGAACUGCGCCUGUAUUCUCUGAGAUGCAUUGCUUAGAAGAAGCCUACAAAUUAAGAACCUAGCUGCAGGUGUAUAAAGUAGAAUGGAGAUAGAGAGCUUCUUCCUACAGGGGCUGAAUCAUGCAUAUCUAAAAAGCUCAUGAAUGUUAUUCCAGCGACGAAAAUGUGAAUCAGUCACAUGUUUUAGCUAAUUAGAUAUAUACACAAUAAUCGCAUCAGUUAGCUAAAGAACAUGAAUUAGCCAACACAAAAGCAAUGCGCAAGAAAUUCUGUAGAAAAAAUAUACAAGGGGUAAAAUCAGAAUAAGAUCAGGACUUUGUGCAAACUUUAAUUCGUAACUGAACCUUCAAAUCACAAUACAAAGACGACCAGACAAAGGCCAAUACAUCACCAGAAGCCAUACAUAUAACAUAUCUGCUGUCCAGACAGAGUCGAGAGAGUCUAAUACAAAGCUUUCUAUAUAGUAUGUACAAUUUAAAAGACAUUGGAUUGAUUCCUUAAACAAUGUACAAUUUCAAGAAGUUAUUACAAUAACUUAAACAAGGAAAUGUUCCCCUGAAUUCGUGAACAUCCCAUAUAACCUCACCGCAGCAAAGCUUCCAAUUCCAUUUUCCAGCAUGCCAUAUAGUAAGGUAAACAAGAAUUAAGCAGAUGGCCUCGACAAAGCUACAAACAUUAGUAAAAAGAAGAAACUUUGAGCUGCAUUCAUUUCUUUAUUAAUGAAUUUUUCAAAUGCUUGACUGACUUAGCAGGGAUUGGGAGUAAUCCAGACAGGGCGAGAGAUUGAAUCACGAGCAUAACAUGGCAAACGCUCAAUACUCCCAUCUUCCAAGCUGAAAAUCCCCAAAUCAUGAUCCCCGCCACCAGUAUGGUCUUCGUACACGCAAUCAUCAUCAUCAGUGAAAUAAAUCCGAUUCCCUUUGCAUCCCGCCGGGAAAUCAGUGGACGACAAAGCCAACGAAGAGCUUCCACCGACAAACAAAGCAAUAUCCCCCAAAUCCAUCACUCUCUCCCACUUAUUCCCACCUGAAUCCAGCCUACAAACCCGAAACUUACGAGUUUCAAACGUAUCAUAUUCAUUUCCAAGAUCGAAGUACCGCGUGACAAGUAACAAUUCACCACGCGCCGCCACCAAAUAGUGUGUGUCACCUCCCUCAUUUGCGCCAGUGGCAUCAACAAGACGAAGUACUCCGGGCGAAUCGCCGUCGACGUCACAUAUUGCAAUGCUGCCGUUUUUAUUCAAGGCAUAGACCAACCCAUUAAGAAAAAUUACAUCCUCGCUGAAAUUACGAAUCCCUGGAAUAACAGUCCACUGAGUUUGCCCGGCUUUGCAAAAAACAAGCUCACCGGUUCCAUAAAGAAUCGACACGGCUGUAAAAUCAGGAUCGCGAGAUGGGCUAUCAGAAAGAACGAUUUUUUUGACAAAUUCCCGCAUUUGCUUCAGAUUAAAAGUUACAGAUAGGUUAUCAUCAAGGAGGAGAAGGUACUCGCGGCCGAUUUGGGCAUAGUCAAAGCGGGAAACGUGGGGGAAAGAGGAGAGAGGCGGGAGGUUGAGCUUGGUUCCGGUGAGGGGAUUGAAGACGAAAACAGAGGGGGAGUCUUCGAGGAUGACCAGCCAGCCGUGGGAGGAGCCGCGGCAGCGACGGUGGCGGUGGAAGGCAACCGGGAGGCGGAGGAUAUGGCGCUUGUAAUUAACGAGGUUGAGAAAGGAGAGGUGAUAAUCGGGAAAGCGGUGGUGGUGGUGGUGUUGAGUGCCUCUGGGAAGCACGAGCCAGGGGAGUUGGCAGGGGAGGUGGGUUGGGGUCGCCGGAGUUGAGGAUCGCCAGGCCACGCAGACUGCCCUGAAUCGGAUGUAAUCGGAGUGGAUUCUGAUGUGGGUUGAUAUUUUCCAGAUUAAUUCCGGCAGAAUCGACGACCAAUCAAGGAAGUCAACGGGGGUGGACAUUCUUCAAGCAAAUCGGAAAUGGUGGUGAAAUCGGUGGAAUUGAGGGAGUUUGGGAGAUCAGAAAUUCUGUUGUCGGUAUUUAUAAAGUAAACUGAUGAUUGAUG